UGCCUUCGUGUGUAAACAUAGAGACACAGGGCAACAUAGGUGCCAUGAAACAUGGAAAACUUUGGGUGUCUGCUUAUAAAACCUGGCAAGUGUUGCCUCAUUCGCACCAUGGAGAUACGGGACAAGAUGGCGGAGGAAGGAUUGGAGUUGGAGGGAUCUGCCGCUGCAGAACCCCUGAUGAACGUCAGCCUAGACAGCUUCACCAACGUCACCAACAUUACAUUGUCCCCCUACUAUCAGCACUCUCUGUACGUGGCCGCCAGCUACAUCCUGGCCUACUUCUUCAUCUUCUUGCUGUGUAUGAUCGGGAACAUCCUGGUUUGUCUGAUCGUACUGGAGAACCAUCGCAUGCGCACAGUCACCAACCUCUUCAUCCUCAACCUGGCCAUCAGUGACUUACUGGUGGGCAUCUUCUGCAUCCCUACGACACUGGUGGACAACCUCAUCACAGGCUGGCCGUUUUCAAACAUCGUGUGCAAGAUGAGCGGCUUUGUGCAGGGCGUGUCUGUGUCUGCGUCAGUCUUCACCCUGGUGGCCAUUGCUGUGGAAAGGUUUCGCUGCAUCAUGUACCCACUCCAACCCAAGCCAACGGUGCUUGUCGCCAAGGCAGCCAUCGUCUUGAUCUGGGUGUUGGCCGUGGCGAUCAUGUGCCCUGCCGCUGUGGCACUGACUGUGGAGAAGUACCCUUACCACUACAUGGUGUACGGCGGCGACUUCAAUCACACGCUGCCCGUUUACACGUGCUAUGAAGACUUUGAAAACCCACAGAUGAGAAAGAUUUACACCGCAGUUCUGUUCGCGCACAUCUACCUGCUGCCCCUCACCAUCAUCACCGUGAUGUACGGAUGCAUCGGAGUCAAACUGUGCUCCACUGUGGUGGCAAACAGAAACCCGCCGCUGGAUAAUACUGUCCAGGUGGGAGGCAGGAGGGGCGGUCAGCCGAUGAUAUCACAGAAGAAGAUCCGGGCGAUAAAGAUGCUCACUCUGGUGGCUCUGCUCUUCAUGCUGUCCUGGUUGCCCCUCUGGACCCUCAUGAUCAUGGCGGACUACGCAGGCUUGGACAGGGACCUGCUUGAUCUUCUGACCAGUUACAUCUUUCCCUUUGCUCAUUGGCUGGCGUUCUCCAACUCCAGCAUCAACCCCAUCAUCUACGGCUACUACAACGAGAACUUUAGGAGAGGCUUCCAGGCGGUGUACAAGUCCAGGCACUCCUGUUGCCUCACGCAGGUGCAGCUGUGGGGGAGGAUGUCCAGACGCGGCAGGCAAGAGGGGACUGUGCUGGCACCGUGUGGGGGAACGGCCUUAAGAGAAGCCACGAACCACCACAAUCACCUCGUCCUGGGGCUGACAAACCGAGUCCAUAACGACGACAAGCUCAAAGAAACGGAUAAUAUGAACAGGCGUGCGCGGGUGGGCUGUGCCAUGGUUCAACCCGAGAGAAAUCUUUCAAACCAAGGGAUAGAAAUGGCUCCUUUGCCUAAGAAAGAGAGUCACAGUCACGAUCCAGAGAGGCUGAGUUCACUGGCAGUGUCAGUGUAUCAGGCGUGGGAUAACUAAUCCCGUCUUAACCCUUAGAACACAGAACACAUCUGGCUGCUUUUAUACACAGAGGCGAUAAGAACAACAUGCGACAUAGAGUGACUUAUAUCCUAGGCAAUUUUCACCAAUUAUAUAAACACACCUGAGCAGAAAGCACUCAAACUGUUUAA
Solea senegalensis (Senegalese sole) is the source of this 1709-nucleotide messenger RNA. RefSeq names its product neuropeptide FF receptor 1 like 2 (gene npffr1l2). Gene Ontology annotation, molecular function: neuropeptide receptor activity; peptide binding. NCBI's taxonomy places the organism in Eukaryota, Metazoa, Chordata, Actinopteri, Pleuronectiformes, Soleidae. The record is from RefSeq and is a predicted model, not a curated record. Gene Ontology annotation, biological process: G protein-coupled receptor signaling pathway. The coding region runs from base 52 to 1557 and encodes 501 amino acids. Gene Ontology annotation, cellular component: membrane. The transcript has 4 exons.